Molecule: messenger RNA, 1378 nt
Organism: Ictidomys tridecemlineatus (thirteen-lined ground squirrel)
Lineage: Eukaryota; Metazoa; Chordata; Mammalia; Rodentia; Sciuridae
Source: RefSeq, a predicted model, not a curated record
UGCCUCCCCAGGAGCUCCAUGUUCAGAUUCCUUUAACCGUAAAUAGCUUCUGCUCAUUGGCCGCUUCCUCAAGACUAAGCCCCACCCCUUCACACAAUACCCGUCAUUCAUUGGUGUCACUUCCUGUCACCCAGCAUUUCUUUCAGUUAAUUGGCUCUACCCAGACCCCGGUCCUUUCACGAUUAGCGACCCUAUAAGGGAAAACUCCUGUCCGAGUCCCGCCUCUGCCUUCUUCCUGUUGGUCAACCGCACGGUCAUUAUCGUAAUGAGCAAAGACUGGGCGGUGGCCUGUUAGGUUUUCGGAGGCAAGAUCUCUGUCCUUGAGUUAGUUCUAGGGUGUCAAGAGUGGACGCGCUUGGCGUUGGUCGAGAGAACGCCAGCAGCUGGUCUUGGGCCGGUCAAUAAGUUAGGGCAAAAGCUAGAAAACGAGACAGAUCUUUUUUUUUUCAUCUCACCUCUUUCGGUGCCUGGUCUGGAUCCCUUCCCUGCACUAGUUUUAAGUCCCAACUCACCUUGUGACCUGAAGCCAGUAUCUUCCUGUCGCUGGGUCUCAGUUUUCCUGUCUGUGAGCUAAGAAGUUUUAAAUCGGAACCUUUGGGAUUUAUCUGAUGAGGAAACAGGCCCAGAGAGGUUAAGUGACUUGGCAAAAGUCAAACACCUAGUGAGUGGUGGAGCCAGGACUCAAACCCAGUCUAGGAGCCAUGUCCACCUUGUUCCCUUCACUCUUCCCCCGGGUGACUGAGACACUGUGGUUUAAUCUGGAUCGGCCUUGUGUGGAGGAGACAGAGCUGCAGCAGCAGGAACAGCAGCAUCAGGCCUGGCUUCAAAGCAUCGCAGAGAAAGACAACAACCUGGUACCUAUUGGCAAGCCAGCCUCAGAGCACUAUGAUGAUGAGGAAGAGGAGGAUGAUGAAGACGAUGAGGACAGUGAAGAGGACUCAGAGGAUGAUGAGGACAUGCAGGACAUGGACGAGAUGAAUGACUAUAACGAGUCACCUGAUGAUGGAGAGGUCAAUGAGCCUCCUCUCCAGGUGGACAUGGAAGGCAACGAACAGGAUCAGGACCAGUGGAUGAUCUAGGUAGACAAGGCAGGGUGGCCUCAGGGCGAUUCCAGGCCAGCCUAACCUACCCUACAUCCCUGCCCUAGUCCCUCAGCCUGCAGAACCAGCUGAUGGCCCCAAUGCCUAAAAGCUCACCCUUGGGCACUUCCUCAGCUGCUGCAAGAACCUGGUCUCCUUGACCCCUCCUAGGCCAUCAGUUGGCCCUUGAAUUCCCAGAGCCUGAGCCUACCCCACCUGCCUGGUCAGUACCUCACCCCUUGGUUGCCAGGUCUGGUUUCUUUCUAACUCUCUUUAAUAAAGACACAGGAAUGACUUUC